Messenger RNA from Penicillium brasilianum, 2647 nucleotides. Lineage: Eukaryota; Fungi; Ascomycota; Eurotiomycetes; Eurotiales; Aspergillaceae. The record is from the annotation of a GenBank genome assembly.
CUGCGCACCAGUCGGAUAUCAACAGUAUAUCCUUCCUCCGGGUAUCCACAUCCUGUUGUGUUACAAAAUCACGUGUGUUGCGUUUGUGGCUAUCGGCGUAUCGCGUUUCCCCCCUUCUGUCAUUUACCCGACUCACAACCCACACUCUCCCAAGCCAACAUGGUGGCAGAACGAGAAGUAAGCUAUGUCAGAUCCAACAAGAUCGAGGUUAAUUGUCGAAAAUCCUAUCGGCAAUGGGCUGAACGGCUUUCGGGCCGCGUUCGCCUUGAUCUGCGAAGGCGCGGAGUUGUGCUCAGCUAAUGAGGCUGUUGAUCGGCUGAGGCGGGAGGGUAUUCAAGAUCUCGCUUCUAGCCUUCUGACAGCCCUCCAGAUCCUACCUGUCGCUCGCCUUCUGCCUUCCAAUUCAGGCGGGAUCAUUCGAAGUGACCUACUUCGGCUUACAUCCGCUAUUGCAUCAAAUGAUUUCGAUCUUGAACGAAUCAAACCGCUGCUCAAGAUAUGCCUCGCGGAUGCACCAGCAGAUGAACAGAUAUGGAAUCUUGUGGACGUGGUCGCAGCGGAAUCUACACCCCCACCUCGAGCAGUUGCCUCCUCCCUCCAACAGACACCCUCACACCUCAAGACGAGUAGCUUUGCAAACUCUUCAGAAUACCGCCAAGAUAUCGAUAGGGUUCUCAAGUUAGAGCUUGGCCCUCUAUACGUAGGGCUCCCUCAUUUCCAGUCAACAUUUUUUGGAAGCGUCAGUGGCCUGCAGACAGGGGCCGAAGCAGUAUUCCGAAGAUGCACAGAGAGCAGUGAUGCACUAUUUGUUGAUGGAUGGAAAGGAUGGCCAAAGAAUGCGAACCAGGAAGAGGUCUUGAAAUGGUUUGCAGACGUGACCGAGAAGCUGGCGACAUUCUCAGCAGACUACGAACCUUUAUCGAUGCUGCAUCCGCGAAGACCGCUAGCACAGCCCAACCAGCCCAUUCAGGGCUCCACAGCCGAACGCAAGCUAGACGUUGGGUUCGUGAGCGAUGCUAAUGCAAAGAAGGAUACCCGAUGUCAAUGGUCAGAGAUUCUCGUGCCCGGAGAGCUAAAGAGUAAUCCAGCAGCCGACACUGCUUCCAAAGCAUGGCUGGACCUAGCGAGGUACGCCAGGGAAAUUCUUUCGGCCCAAGAUAGCCGUCGCUUUGUCCUGGGUUUUACAAUAUGUGGAUCCUUCAUGCGAAUAUGGGCGUUUGACCGUCUCGGAGGUAUCGCAUCCGAGCGCUUUGACAUUAACAAGGAUGGGCUUCUGUUUGUGUCCACCAUUCUUGGGUUCCUGUGGAUGAGCGAGGAGCAAUGUGGAUUCGACCCCACCAUCACCACGAAGGACGGCCUCCGAUUCAUCGAAAUUGAGAAAUCCGGUCAGAUCGAGCGUCUUGUCCUUGACAAAUUGAUGAAACGGGCUCGUUGCAUCGCAGGUCGAGCAACAACAUGCUGGAAAGCGUACCGCGAAGCAGACCCCGGGACUCCCCUCGUUAUCAAAGACUCUUGGCAAUACACAGAACGCGACGAGGAGGGCGAGCUUCUUCAAGAAGCCACUGAACGAGGUGUGGUGAACGUGGCACGGUAUUAUAAUCAUGCGACGGUACGCAUUGGUGGCAAGGAUGAUGAUGUCCGGGGCAACGUUCGAGGCGGCUUGGACAUCAAAACCGCCAGUAGCUAUCGCCCAAAUCGGUCGGUGCUCUCGACGGGCACGAAUGUACUCGAUGCCCCGCGAAAGAGCCGGAGCAGCGGCCGAUCUGGCCUGAAGCGCUCUUCCAGUCAGACUGGAGCUUCUUUGCCUCCCGACAAGCGAUCGUGCUCGGCAUCUCCUACCAAGCCCUCUAAUAUCCCACUACCAAAUCGAAUCCAUCGACGGAUCGUUCUGCGAGACUAUGGCAAACCAAUUUACGAGGCAAGCACUCGCUCGGUCUUGCUUGCCGCAUUCGAGGGUUGCAUUGCUGGACAUCAAUCUUUGAAAAAGGAAGGGAUUCUUCACCGAGAUAUUUCGGUAAAUAAUCUGAUGAUUAAUGAGGACAAAGAGAAUCCCUCGUGGCCGUCAUUCUUGAUUGAUCUUGACCUAGCCAUCAAAGAGCAACGGGCGGGUGUUUCUGGAGCGGAUGGAAAGACAGGCACAAGAGCGUUUAUGGCAAUUGGCGCGCUUAUGGGCGAGAAGCAUUCGUUCAUGCAUGAUCUUGAAUCAUUCUUCUGGGUGAUCUUUUGGAUUUGCAUUCACUACGAGGGGCCGGGAAUUGGAAGGGUUGUGGCACGAUUUGACAAUUGGAACUUUGCAGAUACGGAGGAGCUAGCUGAUUCGAAGAAAGGAGCAAUAUCUGAUGAAGCGGAUUUCCUGAGGUCCACGAAUGAGCACUUCACAGAGUAUUACCAACCACUUAUACCGUGCGUCAACACGCUUCGGAAGGCGGUCUUUCCGAAUGGAAGGCGGUGGGCGAAAGAAGAUACAGGGUUGUAUGAUCGGAUGAAAGACAUCCUGCGGGCCGCCCGGGAGGACUGCGAGAAGAGCUAAUUCACAAAGCCUAGUUCUGUCGCAGAGGCUUGGUCUCUUUAGUCACUAUCUUUAAUCACUCUCCUUUAAUCACUCUCCUUUAAUCACUCUCCUUUAAUCACUCUCCUUUAAUCACUC